Messenger RNA from Fonsecaea erecta, 1779 nucleotides. RefSeq lists its product as hypothetical. Lineage: Eukaryota; Fungi; Ascomycota; Eurotiomycetes; Chaetothyriales; Herpotrichiellaceae. The transcript is spliced from 2 exons. The coding region runs from base 1 to 1779 and encodes 592 amino acids. Gene Ontology annotation, biological process: cell-cell adhesion. Gene Ontology annotation, molecular function: myosin binding. Gene Ontology annotation, cellular component: plasma membrane. The record is from RefSeq and is a predicted model, not a curated record.
AUGGAAGCUCUAAUCUAUAAUGACUCGCCCAUAGCAGAAUAUUUGGAAGGAGACGCCAUUCCCUUCGAAGCCACCGAACCCUCCUCACCUCCUCCCUCUUGCGCUCGACAAACCUACGCCCCUCGAGGCCUGCCCAAACUCCGCGAGCAAUUACGCAGCAUCCGUCAAACUGCCGUCUCUGUGACCGAUGUCGCAAACGAACAGUUUCUCGAGCGGUUUCGUUACGUGAUAGUCGCCUCCCAACUUCUGGCGGACGAACCGAAGCCGAGACGACACCUUCUCCAGAAUGAUCAACCUUUCACUCCGCGUACUCUCUCGGUCCGGGGUGCUUGUAUAACAGCCGCAAUUUCCUUUUUAAUCGCAUGGUCUCUACAUCUGUUCCAGCGGGGGUUCAGCACGUCUCGGUCAUAUCAUUCAACUUGGUCAGAAAUAUGCAUAUACUUGUCGGUAAUUUUGGGGGGAGUUCUGGUUCUUUUCUACUUCGCUCGGCGCCAAUAUCUUGAAUUUGUGCGGCAGACGGCAGGGUCGACGUUGGGAAAUGUCGUGGCGAACUCACAUAAUUACGAUAGUAUUGCAGCUGAGGCGCUUCGUUUCAUUCAAGAGGUCGAGGUGGUCUCUCGUGGUUAUGAAAUAAGCCACCCGUUGCCCCCAGUCAGUCGACUGGAAGACAAAAACUCACCCAGUCGCUGUCGGGAUCUACGGGCCACUCUCGGAGUCACCUUGACGGCCAGUGUCGUACGAUGCGUCGAAGCCCACAAUGCCGUCCAACCAUUUGUGAGGGACCUCGACCUGAAGAGGUACCAUGACAUAUACGAGGUCUCGAUGCAGGAUUACACCGACGCCGUGGCGUUGGCGAACGACUCCCCCCUCGAAACCCGGGACUCUCUGAAAGAACUUCGCUUCCUUUUCCGACUCCAUCUCAUUGCAAGAAAAGUCUUCCUUUGUGAUCUGUUGGCCCUUCACUCUGGAUCCACCUGGUACAAUGUCCGCCAGUGGCGGCUGAUCUGUCACGUGUUGGAAGGUCUAGACGGUGCACUGACCCACGCAAGCCAACAACUCCACACUGCUGUCGUGCACGAAGAGUAUGGCGAGGACGGGCCGGACACCGUGUCGGACGAGGCCGACUCAGCAGCUGAACGGAGCAUGGACGCCAUUACGCCGCAAAAACGACACACUAAGGCCCAGAUACGCCGAUUCGAGGCGGUGGCCAACGCUAUCCGAUCCUUGAAUGCCAAAGUCCAUCUUUUGAGGGAAGAGAUCAACGCCCUAAAGUCAAAGGAUGAUUCCUCCCUCAGCAUGGCCAUCACUGGACACUACGAACACCUCGGGGCUGAGAUUCGAAACGCCCUAGUCGAAUGGGAAAAGGGGCGAAACACCAUGUUCCUCAACGUUGGGACCGAAUCUGAUCAUCGUUUCUCCAGAGCGUCCAGCGGCAUGCGAUCACCGGCGUCGCCAUCUCCUAGCAGCCUGGGUGGGCUGACGGUGGUGGAUGGAGGGCCGGCCGAAGCGCUAAGGCUGCUGAGUGGCGACGAACGUAGCUCGUCUGAUGGAGUGGGAUUGGACGAAGAAGUGUUUGAAGCGGUGGCCUUGCCACGCAAGCGAAUGUCUUGGGCGCCAAUGAGCCGCGAAGAGAAGCUCAACAAACUUCAAGAGGACCGGAGGAAGCGGGCGACCUUUCAGGAGCACGCCGAAAACACGACCAAUAUGCUGCGCGAACUGCAGAUGGUCAUCAAACACCGCCCUCUGGCCAGGUCCGAUACGCGCAUCACUUCGAUAUAA